AUGGGAGUCCGAGCCCAGGCCACCACCUCUGCCCUGGUGUUCUUCAUCCAGCUUCCUGGGGCAAGAUGCGAAGAGAAUUGUGUCAGUCCUGAACAUUGCCUGACCACAGACUGGGUACAUCUCUGGUAUAUAUGGUUGCUGGUGGUCAUCGGUGGCCUCCUUCUCCUGUGUGGUCUGACUUCAGUCUGCUUCCGCUGCUGCUGCCUGAGCCGUCAGCAAAAUGGGGAAGACGGGGGCCCACCACCCUAUGAGGUGACAGUCAUCGCUUUUGAUCAUGACAGCACUCUCCAGAGCACUAUCACUUCCUUGCAGUCAGUGUUUGGCCCUGCAGCUCGAAGAAUCCUGGCUGUAGCUCAUUCCCACAGCUCCCUGGGCCAAUUGCCUUCCUGUUUGGACACCCUCCCAGGUUACGAAGAAGCUCUUCACAUGAGUCGCUUUACCGUAGCGAGGUGUGGGCAGAAAGCGCCUGACCUACCCCCAGUGCCAGAAGAAAAGCAGCUGACUCCACGGGAGGAGUCUCCAACAGAACACUCUUCGGAUUGA
Messenger RNA from Orycteropus afer afer, 543 nucleotides. It is a transcript of the gene TMEM52B, whose product is annotated as transmembrane protein 52B. The transcript has 5 exons. NCBI's taxonomy places the organism in Eukaryota, Metazoa, Chordata, Mammalia, Tubulidentata, Orycteropodidae. The coding region runs from base 1 to 543 and encodes 180 amino acids. The record is from RefSeq and is a predicted model, not a curated record.